UUUAAUUCGAUAAAAAAUUAUUUCUGAAAAAUCUUUUUACACAUGCACAUCUGUAUGUUAAUUAUUACGUAAGAUAGUCAAUCAAUAGUUUAUUAUCAUAUUUCAUUGUCGCGUGUCUCGUGAUGUUUUAUUACGUAAAACUUAUUUCGCAACUCGCGACGAACAAAACGAUCUGUCGAUUAACGACGAGUGAUCAAAUUCCAUCGGAGGUAGGGCUCGUUCGAAGAAAGUGACGGACUCUUCACAAAGUGGGGAGAAAGUGACCUAGAGAAGUCCGGGCGAUACGACUCCCCGGCAUCGUCCUCAAAAUCUUUUCUUCCCAGUAGUCCGUGACAUACGACUGGGUGUGGAAUGCUCGUGAUUAUCAUCAAGUGAUUAGACGUUCGACGAUUUUCCGUGCGCGGGCCACACGUGAGUGCAGAACCACGCGAUGACGAUUAACACGGCUGUAACACAUUUACUUUCUUCGCUUGUCGUGUUAGCGACCAUCAAUACGAUAUUUGCCGUGCCAUCAUCAUUGUCCCACAAUCAGCUAAUAGAUUCACCCGUUGUUACGAUGAAUCAUGGUUUAUGGGCGGAAAUUCUUGAAAAUUGGGUUACUCUUCAGUCCAACAAUUCUCGUGCCGCACGUGCCAUAACAGUUGGUAAUAAAACUGUGUCGGUGUCAACUAAGAUUUCCACAACAAAUAAGAGGGACGUUUCCGAAACUGACCUUUAUCUACUUGGUGCCAUUGAGAAGUUGGUGUACAGAGUAGAUCAUCUCGAAAAACGAAUCAGAAGAGCGGAAGAAUUGUUGUACUACGUUAUUGCUGGAAACAACAAAAUGAAAGAACCUUGUCCCGACAAUUACACGAGAAUGGGCCAAAAUUGCUACCACUUUAGCAACCGCGAUUUCAACUGGAAAUCAUCGGCCAGUCUUUGUCGCGGAAUGGGCGGACAUCUGGUCGAGUUCGAUACGAUCGAAGAGAGUCAGGACGUUAUUGCCGGGCUGAUGUCAGAUUCUAAGUUGAAGGGCAAGAAUUUCUGGACAGGAGGUUUAAAUCCAGGACUUCUGUGGAUCUGGGCGAACAGUGCCAGACCGGUCCAUCAAGAUACAAAACAGUCCGUCAUUGGUGAUGGCAGGUGUUUGAAAUUAACGUUUAACGCUUCGUCGAAAAUUUAUUCAUACAGAGGCGAGGAUUGUAGCUCGAGACAAAGAUAUAUCUGUGAACUGACAGUCGAUGAUGAAUCGGCGAACAAGAUCGAAAGAACUGCAAGAUUAUUAAUCGAUAAAGAUAAUUAGUUAAGACUAUGAGUAGAAAAAUAAAACAAAUAUGAAGAAAAUUAUUUUGUAAAUAUAAUGUUUUUAAUCAUUUAUAUAUUGUAGUUAUAAAAAUAACUAAGUACACAAUUGCGCUCAUUUCUGUUUCAAUACACAAGAUGAACUUUGAACUUCU
Messenger RNA from Pseudomyrmex gracilis, 1436 nucleotides. RefSeq names its product C-type lectin domain family 9 member A. Bases 431 to 1282 code for a protein of 283 amino acids. Lineage: Eukaryota; Metazoa; Arthropoda; Insecta; Hymenoptera; Formicidae. The transcript is spliced from 6 exons. The record is from RefSeq and is a predicted model, not a curated record.